Messenger RNA from Pungitius pungitius (ninespine stickleback), 1507 nucleotides. RefSeq names its product HIV-1 Tat interactive protein 2 (gene htatip2). Gene Ontology annotation, biological process: import into nucleus. Bases 309 to 1139 code for a protein of 276 amino acids. The record is from RefSeq and is a predicted model, not a curated record. Gene Ontology annotation, cellular component: cytoplasm. Lineage: Eukaryota; Metazoa; Chordata; Actinopteri; Perciformes; Gasterosteidae. The transcript has 7 exons.
ACACGUAGGACACAUUGCAGGCUUUUAGAAAUGUGGAGGUGCGCAUGCGCACACCUUGUCUCUGGUGAACAACGAUUAGACACGCUUGCUGAAGUCCAAAGAUCUCUCCCUUUCGGUCGAAUUAACGCUAACAACGCUAACAACAUAAAUAAACCCCUCAAUUGACGUUAAAGCCACACACGUCUGCCGCACAGAUGUUGCUCAUCGUUGUCUGUUUCCUCGGGCCGUGAACGAAGCAGAAGAACAGCCGCGUCUGUGAAGAUGAAGCAACCAGGAAGUGAUCCAGCAACCUGACGGUUGCUCCCGUGAUGAAGAUACCAGCCGCCACCCUGGGAAACGCCACCGGGAUCUUAGCGGUCGUUGUUGUUGUGAUUGCGGCGCUUUUGAGUUAUUUCGACGACCCUAAUUCGGUUAAAUACACAAGCAUGGCCGGGGACAUGAAGAAUCUGGAGGAAAACUUCAGGCAGCAGAACAAAAGCUGUUUCAUCCUCGGAGCCUCCGGGGAAUCGGGCAAGAUGUUGCUUCGAGAGCUGCUGGAGCGCAACAUCUUCUCCAAGAUCACCCUCAUCGGGAGGAGACGGCUCGCCCUUGAAGACCACGCACACGGAAACCUGCUACAAGAGGUGGUGGACUUUGAGAAGCUGGAGGAUUACGCUGCGGCCUUCCAGGGCCACGAUGUAGGCUACUGCUGCCUGGGAACCACCAAAGCAAAAGCAGGGACUGAAGGAUUCAUCCGCGUCGACCACGACUACGUUCUGAAAUCGGCCGAGCUCGCCAAAGCAGGAGGCUGCUCACAGUUCCACCUGGAGUCCUCCAGAGGAGCCGAUAAGAACAGCAACUUCCUCUACCUCAAAGUCAAGGGACAAGUGGAGGCAGAGAUUGAGGCGCUGGGUUUUGACAGAUUUUCCAUUUACAGACCAGGGGUCUUGUUGGUGGACCGGCAGGAGAGUCGGCCCGCUGAGUGGGUGGCCAGGAAGUUCUUCGGGGCCUUUUCCGCCGUGUGUUCCACGUCCAUGUCCAUCCCGAUCCACGCGGUGGCCAAAGCCAUGGCGUCCAACGCUCUGCUUCAGCCCGAGACGAAGACGGAGAUCCUGGAGAACAAGGACAUCGCCAGUCUGGGGAGAAGUGCUGGGAAGUAAGGGGAGGAGAUGCCCCGGAGGCCCUAUACAGAGACAGCUACAGAGUGUAAACACUAUUCUCUUCAUCAUCGUCAUCUUGUCCAUGGUUUUUUCAAUUUAAAUAAAAUGUAUCCUUGAAUUGUCAGAAAGCCAAAGUAUGUUUCCAUAAAGGUGCUGGACUGUAGUGGAUUUGCUAGAAAUUUUAUGUAGAAAACGACAUGUAAAGCUAAUAAAGUCUUGAACGUAUUUCCUAAUGUCGUGAAUGGUGUAAUGUUGUCAUGAGGGAACUAUUUUCAGGCUUUUUGACCAUUUGUGCUCUGAGUCAACGCACUGCCUUUAAGUAAAUGUCUCAGUUGAUUCUGCACUACAUUAAAAUCUCUUCAACACAU